UCACGUAGAGUGUGGCCGCCGUUUUGUUUUUACCGUUCGUUUUUAGUGAUUUCGAAAUUUUCCACAGCAUUUUAUGAAUGAGAUUUCCCAGUGAAGUGGAAUAGACAAAUCAAAGGAUACCACAACAACAGUCAUCAGCCAUCAAACGCACAUUACAACUCAGUCCGUCCGUAACCAUCAACAACCAGCCGUCGUUGCAACAGACAAAUAAAGGACGUUUGAUCAAUAGUUUUUAGACACGCAAAGUAGAAGAUUUAUUUAUUACAAAAAAAAAAAAAAAAGAAACAGAGUAACAAGUGCCACAAUUGGAAAAUUUAAAAUAAAAUAUUCAACUGUCACAACAAAUAAGUUUUGGAAAUUUUGAAUUGAAAACCCGAAAAAACCUUGAAAUUCAAAAAUGUCCUCGAUCGAAUCGAAACGUGUUCAAUAUCGCAAAUAUUUGGAACGAGCUGGUGUUAUUGAUGCUUUGAGUAAGGCUCUGAUAAAGUUGUAUGAGGAACAAAAUAAGCCCGAAGAUGCCAUACGUUUUGUUAGGAAAUUUAUGUGUGAAUCUUGUCCCGACGACACACAAUUCGAUGCCAUGAAAGCAGAUUUGGAAGAGGCCCAUAAGACAAUAGCGAAAUUGGAACAGGAUUUGGAGAGGUUACGAUCGCAAAUCAAAAAAUCCCCCGAAGAGGUUGCUGAACUUCUCGAGGAAGGUUUCAAGCAACUCAUUGAAGAUGAAGAACACGCUGCAUCGCUUUUAAGGAAAUAUCUAACCAAAGAAAUACUCGAUGAAUAUAAAUCCAUAUUCACCUCCCCGCCAGUGGAGUCAUCUCUCUUGGAUUGUGUACAAUCUGGUUACAAUCAUCAUGAUUCUGCUUGUGGUCUAUAUGCUGCCGACCCAGAAUGUUAUGAUGCCUAUACGAAACUAUUUGAUCCCCUGAUACGUGAUUACCAUGGCCAGUUGGAUAAUGAUAAGGAACAAAUACAUCCCGAUGCUGAUUUUGGUAAUGCCGAUGAAAUCGAAAAUUUAGAUCCUGAAAGGAGAUAUAUCAAAUCGACAAGGAUACGGAUUGCACGUAACAUUGAAGGUUAUCCAUAUUUUGCCAAGUUGAGUGAAAAGCAAUUCAAUGAAAUUGAGGCGAAAGUAAAGGCAGCCACAGAAUCGUUUGAUGGUGAACUGACCGGGGCCUAUUUCAGUAUGGAGGAUAUAAAUCCAGAGGUACAGGCGGAAAUGGUGGCAAGGCAUAUUUUGUUCAAGAGAGGUGAUGCAUUUUUGCAAACGGCCGGGUGCUAUCGUUUUUGGCCAAUUGGCAGGGGUAUUUAUCAUAAUCCGUCGGAGACGUUUUUGAUUUGGGUCAAUGAGGAGGAUCAUUUGCGUAUUAUUUCGAUGUCAAAGUGUGGGGAUUUGGGUGACGUUUACAACCGUUUGAUUAAGGGCCUCCAGGAGUUGGAAAAAACCUUGACAUUUGGUCGCCAUGCACGCUAUGGAGCCUUGACGGCAUGCCCCACUAAUUUGGGCACCACUCUCCGAGCUUCGGUCCAUAUACGCCUGCCAUUGUUGUCGAAAGAUGAGGAACGUCUCAAAACCUUGGCCAAUGAUUUGAAUCUUCAAAUUCGUGGUACCGGAGGUGAACACACAGCAAUUGUGGAUGGCGUAAUGGAUAUUUCGAAUCGUCGCCGCUUAGGUUUUACUGAAUUCGAAUUGGUAAAAUCCCUGCAAGAGGGCAUCAUAACCCUGAUCAAGGCCGAACAAGAACUGGAGGCCAAGGAAUAAGGGGUUUUCGCUCAACACAAUGUGGAGGAUUUUGCUCAUUUGUUAUACUCUUAGAUAAAUAUUUUUAAAUAGAUUUUUUUUGUUAAAUAAAAAAGGACCUAUGGAGAAGAA
Molecule: messenger RNA, 1870 nt
Organism: Musca domestica (house fly)
Lineage: Eukaryota; Metazoa; Arthropoda; Insecta; Diptera; Muscidae
Product: arginine kinase Lit v 2.0101
Exons: 4
Coding region: 398-1759 (453 amino acids)
Biological process (GO): phosphocreatine biosynthetic process
Molecular function (GO): creatine kinase activity
Source: RefSeq, a predicted model, not a curated record